Molecule: messenger RNA, 978 nt
Organism: Adineta ricciae
Lineage: Eukaryota; Metazoa; Rotifera; Eurotatoria; Adinetida; Adinetidae
Source: the annotation of a GenBank genome assembly
AUGCGUGUAUAAGAAUUCUUGCUGGAAAUUUGUAACACCAUGUUUCCAAGUUUGAUACAAUCGGCAAACGACUCACAACAUCGUAGCAAUAGUCAAGCGAAUCAUCACCCAGUUUCAACAAACCUAUUUGUCAAAAGUUCAUCCAAAACUGUAACUUCAUCCAAGCGUGAAUUAACGCCCACCGUGACAUCGUCGAAAACAGUAACUGACGAGCAUCUUGAUAGCCAUUCGAACCUGGAUGAGCGUAACUUCUUUGAAAAUAAAACGGCUUGUGUUACAGGAGCAGGAAGAGGUAUUGGACGAGCUAUCGCAGUUCGUCUUGCUCAACUAGGCUGUCGCGUUAUUGCCAUCGGUAGAACAGAAGACUAUCUUAUAGAUCUAGCCAAAGAACACCAAAACAUUGUUCCUGUAGCAGUGGAUGUUAAAAAUUGGACUGCAACUAAAACUGCAAUUAAACCUUAUUUACCUAUCCAACUCUUGGUGAACAACGCCGGAAUAUUGAUGCUCAAUGAUUUUCUUAAUAUUAAGCGAGAAGAUUUUGACGAAUCAUUUCAAACAAAUGUGCGUUCAGUCAUCAGUAUGACUCAGUGUUUUCAUGUUCAAACAGUUGCUUGUAUUUCGAUACAUUUUGUAGUCAAUGUGUCCAGUAUCGCUUCCGAGAUUGCUGCCAAAAAGUUCAUGAUAUAUUCUGGAACAAAAGCUUGCAUGGAUGCAUUUACACGUAAUAUGGCGGGUGAACUUGGUCCAUAUCAAAUUCGAGUGAAUAGCGUUCAACCAACAGUCGUACUCACUGAUAUGGGCAAAGCAGCUGGAUGGGAAAAUCAGCAACAAUCGGCACCAUUACUUGCUAAAACACCUUUGGGUCGAUUUGCAGAAAUACAUGAAGUGGUUGAACCAAUAAUCUUUCUGCUCUCUGAUAAGAGUUCAAUGAUCACUGGUGCUUGUUUACCCAUUGAUGGUGGUUACUUGGUAACUUAA